AUACAUGCGGAAGUCAGGAAAGAUGGCUGCUGAUGGCUAACGGAAGAAGCGCUCGUGUUUUGUGACGAUUUGGCUUUUAUUCAGCAGUAAAGAUGAGUCGCUUGACAAGAUUGUUGAAAACUCUUCAAAAUGAAGCCAAGAGUGGGAGUGAGAAACAGAACGAUUUGUCAUCGUCAGGAAGUCUGGACGUGUCCUCAAUAGAGAAAGCCAGCUUCCUUCAAGGAGAGGAGUAUUCUUCCCAUGGUAACCCUCUACACAGCACUGCUCUGGAAGACGAAAGCAGAGCUGAACCUGAUCAUCGACACAAAGCCACAGCAGGGAAACAAGUCAGGGAAGGAAGACAGAAUGCGGUCCAAGGCAGGGCAGAUACGCCAAAGAGACCUCCCUGUACUGCACAGCAGAAGAAGAGCUCCAAAUCCAGAGGGAAUCAAAAACCACCAGAGCAGAUGGACCACGCACUGAAGUCUCGACGUCUGCAGACCAUCAGAGAGAGCAGUAGGAAUGAAGGCAAGAAAAGAGCACAGUCCAAGGAACCGAGCAGUGCAGGUUCAGACACCAACGCAGCUCAUGCGGAAAGUCAGAGACGGCCUUCUUUGUCUUCAGAGGACUUGACUGACGAGGAUGAGAACUAUUACCCGAGCAACGAGAAACAUAAGGCAUCCUGCUUGCGUCUCUCGAGACCAGAGUCUUCAUCCAGUCAGCCACAGAGAGGUCAGAAACGGAAGAGGAAAUCUUCAUCUGGAGCCUCAGGCAGCGCUUAUCCCAAUGAGAAGCGAAAACCUGGAGGUGUGAGAAAGCCAACUGAUUUCACUGUUGUCCUUGAAGCGUUCCAGGAAUUUGUCACGCAGUACAAGGAGACCGUGAGCUCUGAGGUUGUUAAAAAAGCCAUAAAUGCAUUUUCUUGCUCAUUUGAGGAGCAGCUCACUGAGAAGAUCACUGCACUUGCGGAGUUCAACAGUGUAAAGCGUGAAGCUGUAAAGGUUAAUAGAACCCUAAACCAGAAAAAGACUAGACUUUUGGAGGCCAAGAAUGAAUUAAUCAAGAGUAAGGCGGCGCUGAGGAAGCUUGAGAAGGAGCAUAAUGAGCUGCAGCAGCGGCUCACAGCUUUAAAACAGGGCACUGCCUUUCUUAACAACCUGAAAGCACUGAACAGGAGAUACCUGCAAUAUCGCAGGACUCAUACUGAUGAACCGGAAACGUAUGGACCAUCCUGCAUGCCAGCUAUGCUGCUGGAGGCCAGAAGCAUCACAGGGACAGAAAACCAGUUAAAGAACAUCAAUGACGAGCUGCAGCAAGUCUUAGAGGAAACUGCUUACAAAGUGUAUCGCAUGCAGUGAAUCACAAAUCAGUGAAUUUCAGAAUUUUGAAAUGUAUUCAGUUCAUUAUAAAAACCCUAAUGCUGAGUUUGUAUAAUAUGCAUUAGGUCUGUGUGAUAUUGAUUUACCAUUAAAAAUUUGAGAGAAACAA
Messenger RNA from Neoarius graeffei (lesser salmon catfish), 1467 nucleotides. It is a transcript of the gene cenpu, whose product is annotated as centromere protein U. The coding region runs from base 93 to 1337 and encodes 414 amino acids. The record is from RefSeq and is a predicted model, not a curated record. The transcript has 12 exons. Gene Ontology annotation, cellular component: nucleus. NCBI's taxonomy places the organism in Eukaryota, Metazoa, Chordata, Actinopteri, Siluriformes, Ariidae.